CAAGCACUCUGAUUGCUUGCCUCUGCUAUGGCAUAUUAGGCAGCCAGUGCUCUUGGCUGGGAGCCCAGACAGGGCUUUUGUAAUCAAAACAUGAUCUCGUAUGCUGUGCAACCAGUACUGAGAAAGGCCGACUGAUGGCUCUCCUCUUUUAGCUCUGCUGUGGAAUCCGCUGAGCUUCACCUCUGAUGUCCAAAAUGCACCGAUCUGAUGCCACUGUGGAUGAUGCAGUCUUGCGGAAAAAAGAGCAAAAAGAUAUCGAACUGGAUAAGAAAAUCAUAGCUUUGCGGAAAAAGAACAAAGCUCUUUUGAGAAGAUAUCAAGAAACAGAAGAGGACAGGAAGCGAGCAGAGCAGGAGGGGAUGGCCAUCACCUCGAGGAGAGCCAGGCCAGAGGGUCUUACCAUCACGAUCACCAAAGCUCAUAAUGAGAAGAGAGUAGUGAGUGAGAAAUGGGGAAGCUGCUGCUCUCCUGCUGGGAUUGGGAGUGAGGAGGAGGAAGAUGAUGAGGAAGCCGACCCUUUGUUUACAUUCAGAAUGGGGAAGAGGGUUCAGCUGGCAGUUACUAUGGAUAAUAAAGCCAAGGGAAAGCGGGUUGUCAGUGAAAAACAGGGAUCGGAAUGUCUUGCGAGCCCAGGCGAGGCCCCAGAUAUCAGCAAAGAAGAGGGGGAUCAGCUGGUUGCUUUCCGCAGGGAAAGAAGAAUGCAUAUUGCUAUUACUAUGGACAACAAAAGCAGGGUGGAUGAAAAGAGAACAGUGGAGAGGAGACGGUCAGAAAGUGACAAGCACUCUGAGAGUGUGCUCUUCAGAAAGGAGAGAGGAAAAUCUCCCCAGAAGAGCCCAGGCGACAAGAGUUGCACCCUCACUGGGAGAGAGCGGUCGGAAUACAUGCGAUGGAAGAAAGAGCGGGAUCAGAUUGACCUUGAGCGACUGGCACGCCACAAGAACGCAAGGGGAGAAUGGCGACGGGCUUGGGAUAUAGAGAAAUCAGAGCGCAUGUUUGAGGAAACUAAAGAUGGGGAGACAGCUUUGGAUUGCCCCCACAGUAAGAAAGGGGGAAGAAAUGCUAAGAAAUCUCAGCAACGAUCACUGCCUUUUGAAGGAAAAGGUGGAGGACAACGCAGAACGAGCACCAGUGAGCCUGCUUCCAGAGCAUUGCCUGUAGUGAGCAGCAAAGCCAGAGGGAAGGACAGGCUGACCGGCAGAGCCAGAAGAUGGGAUGCGAAGGAAGGUGAAGAAAUUCCCUUUAUAAAGGAUGAACCUGAUAACCAGAGAUCCACCAACAAUGAACAGCUGAAGGGUCAAACUCUGGUUAGUGAAGCAGUAAAGGAACAUAACCACCCAGAAGGAUUAGAGAAGAGUGUACACCAACAAAAUCCCAAGGAGCACAGUGUUUUCAUGCCACAAGCAAAAAAGUGUGGAAAAAGCCCCACUGUAGGUGAAGAUCAGAGCACAGAUGAAAAGGCCAGAAGGUGCAUUAUUCAGGAAGUGUCUGCAAGCAGCAUGGAUGAGCCUGAGGCAGAUCCCAAGUUCAGUAAGACAGUCACUGGGGUAGAACUGUCCCCCAGGAGCAGCUGUAUGAAUAGCAGCUCUUGCCAGGGAAUGGCUGGGAGCCUUUUGCUGGCUGCUGGAGGUGCCCUUAAGGAAAUCAAUUCCACAUUCUACGAAGAUGGCUUAGACAAAAAUGCACCUUCUGAAAGAAAUCCCAGUGAGGACUGUGUAAGAAACCUUGGUGAGCUGGCAAUAAAGGCAAAAGUCAACGAUGAAGUUCAAGUAUAGAGAUGUGCGGAACGUUUCUAAGUCAAAACUUUUCUACACAAAAGGGGCAAUUUUGAGUGUUUCAGGCUCAAAACAGAACACCUUUCAAACAAAGGGCCUGUUUUGGGCUUGGAACAGAACAACGCUGUUUUGAUUGGAAUGUUUCAACGUUUCGACCACUAUUUUGGUGGGCUGUUUUUCCCUUGAUGAUUGGUUUUUGGCACUGGCUUCCGAUUGGUCGGAUUAUGAUCUCCUUGGUUCUUGGUUGGCUUGUUAUCAUACAAAUCAAGUGCUGUCCUGGGGAACUGUGCCCCCAUAGGCUGGGGGAGGGAGGGGAACACAAAAGGAGGAAGUUUCAAAAUGUAUUCAAAGGGACUGGGCGGCAGAGAGAUCUCUUGAAAAGAAUACAUCAGGAGAGGAGGAAGGAAUCAAGGAAGGUUUGAUGUUGUGGUUUUCUUUUCUCUAUAACUAUCUGGUUUUGCUGGAUCUCAGAUUGACAAAGGCAUAACUUGGGUGCCUGCCUUCCUUGAGCUGUGGUUUGUUUUGUUUGUGAGAUAGUGUUGUGGCAAGAAACAAUGGACAGUGGCAGCUCUGUGUGUUUACGCAUAAUAUUUCUUGAUGAUUGCUGUGAUGAGCUCUAUGUCUGGCAUUGAGAGACUUGUGCUUCUGUCUUCACUGUGCUUCACUGCUCUGUCUACUAUCUGCAUUGCAAGAUGUACUACUGAGUCAAAAUGGCUGAAGUUGCUCUAGUUGAGCUUAUGACUAUGCUUGCAGCUAAAGGUGCUGCUGUGGCAGCUGUUGCAAUGCUGAAGUAAGGAGUCAUAAUCGUGUGUGAGAGAGCAACUUGUGCCAGUGAUGUUACUGCAGCAUAGGCAUUGUGGCUGGCAGUGAAUUCUGGGUCAGUGAUUCUUUUUUUGCCAUUUUUGGACUCUUUUUGAAAUGUGUGUUCUGUGUUGGGAGGGACAGAUUCCUUUUUACUGUGUAUUUCUGCAGUGUUUUUCAAGGCAGGGUUGCAAAAUACACGGCAAAUUUGCAAUGCAGAACUUUCCUAGCCAUGGGGUACAAUGUGGAACUUGAA
Molecule: messenger RNA, 2832 nt
Organism: Hemicordylus capensis (graceful crag lizard)
Lineage: Eukaryota; Metazoa; Chordata; Lepidosauria; Squamata; Cordylidae
Gene: CCDC9B
Product: coiled-coil domain containing 9B
Exons: 12
Coding region: 186-1775 (529 amino acids)
Source: RefSeq, a predicted model, not a curated record